Cornus florida is the source of this 2028-nucleotide messenger RNA. Its product is annotated as G-type lectin S-receptor-like serine/threonine-protein kinase LECRK1. NCBI's taxonomy places the organism in Eukaryota, Viridiplantae, Streptophyta, Magnoliopsida, Cornales, Cornaceae. Gene Ontology annotation, molecular function: zinc ion binding; nucleic acid binding. The record is from RefSeq and is a predicted model, not a curated record. The transcript is spliced from 3 exons. Bases 1 to 2028 code for a protein of 675 amino acids. Gene Ontology annotation, biological process: recognition of pollen.
AUGGCUCCAAUAUUCUCUCUGUUUCUUGUUUUGAUGACUGAAUUUUCAUUAGCAACAGCUCAACAAAGAAACUCCAACAUAAGCCUAGGCUCUUCUCUCUCUCCAGCCUCUAGCAACUCAUUUUGGUCCUCCGGUUCUGGCCAAUUUGCAUUUGGGUUCUACCCAAAUGGUGAUGGCUUCUCCAUAGGCAUCUGGUACGCAACAAUUGCCCAGAAAACAGUCAUUUGGACAGCGAACCGAGAUGAUCCACCAUUUCGCAGAGAUAGUAAAUUGGUUUUGAGUAAUGAUGGAAGGCUGAUAUUGCAACAGGGGGAGGACCCUGAGAAAAUAAUUGCCGUUGGGUCCGAGAUUGGUUCAUCAGCUUCCAUGCUGGACACCGGCAACUUUGUUCUCUAUAAUUCACGUUCAGAGAUCAUAUGGCAGAGUUUCGACGCUCCAACAGACACCCUUUUACCCCGUCAGCAGCUUCGCCAACGGCAAGAACCGAAUGAGUUGUUCUCUAGCAUCUCUAAGUACAAUCACUCCACUGGCAAGUUUCGGAUGUUAAUGCAGUUGGAUGGAUACCUCGCGCAAUAUCCAACAGGCAGCCCGAAUACAAUAGAAUAUGGUUACUGGGAUUCGGGAAUAUACGGAGCCGGAAACAAUGUGACAUUGAAUCUUGAUGACAAUGGCCGAUUAUACUUGCUUAACACCAGUGGCAAUAUAAAGAAUCUAUAUAAUGGAGGAGUUGUCACUGAUAAACUGAUGUACCGCAUGACACUCGAUGCAGAUGGAAUAUUCAGGGUUUACUCAUAUGGUUUGAAUCGGAGUGAUGAUGAUUGGAAAGUUAAGUGGUCAUCUUCCGACAACAAGUGUCUUCCUAAAGGCGUGUGUGGGGAGAAUCAAUAUUGUACCUUGAUGAAUCAAGAAGCUGUUUGUACAUGUCCUCCUGGUUAUGUUUUGAUCGACGAGAGCCGGAAUGACUCUGGCUGCAACAGAAAUUAUGCUAGGGAUGGGAAUGUUUCACUUAAUUUUUAUGAGUUAGACAAUGUAGUUUGGUUCAAUGGUUCGUAUUCCAUACUCAACAGCCCGAGCAGAUUUGCUUGCGAAGAUCAGUGUUUGAAAGAUUACUACUGUGAAGUUGUGCUCUAUAAAGAUAACAAGUGCAUGAAACAAAACCUUCCACUAAAAUUCGGAAAAUUUCAGCAGAAUGAUCAAGCAAUUUUGGGAGCACAAGAUGUGUGGGAAGUUGUUUCCAAAGGUUAUGAUGAGCUAGAAGAUGAGGCAACUUUGUCUCAAGUCGAAAAAGAUAUUUUACAAGCCAUGAGAAAGAAGGACCAAAAGGCGGUGAUAACCAUCCAUCAAUGUUUGGAUGAUGGAAUGGGUGAAUUUGAAGCAUUGCAUAUGAAAGAAUCUGAAUCAAUUUCAGAUUAUUUUUUGAGGGUUCUGGCUAUUAUAAAUCAACUAAGGAGAUAUGGCGAAACCACCAUGACUGAUACAAGGGUCGUUGGAAAGAUCCUUCAGUCGUUGGAUUCCAAAUUCAAUUACAUUGUUAUGGCCAUUGAAGAGUCAAAGGAUUUGAAUUCCAUGACUGUUGAUCAACUCAUGGGUUCGUUGCAAGCUCAUAAAGAAAAGGUAGUGAAGAAACAAGAAGCUUUGGAGCAAGUACUACAAACAGAGUUUUCGUUAAACGAAAGAGACGAAAAACAUGGAGGAAAUCAAAGGGGCCAAGGACUUGGAAAUGUACGUGGCCGAGGAAGAGGAAGAGGCCGUGGAAGAGGAGAAAGAAGCGGUCAACACGCAACCAACAAUGAAGAAAAAGUUUAUGACUCACAACAAAUAAGAGGUCGUGGUAGAGGAAAUUACUCAAGGUCAUAUGGAAUGAGGUAUGAUAAGUCUCAAAUUCAAUGUUACAAUUGUCAAAAGUAUGGUCAUUAUGCUUCAGAAUAUAGAAAUGUUACUAAUGAUGUUGAAGAAAAGGCUAAUUUUGUUGAUGAAGAAGUAGAGCCAACUUUGUUGUUGGCAUACAAAGGUGAAAGGAGUGAUUAA